UUAAUUAACAGACUGUAUAAUGCUGAUAAUAUAUUGCAUUAUAUACAAAUUAUCAAUAUAUAUGUAUAUACAAUACUAUGUAGCAACUUAACACGCAUUUUCAUUUUCAGGUUAGCUGCGGAUCGAUUUAAUGUAUGCAGACGAACGGCUUGGAAAAUACUGCAUGAAUUUUCGUCUGCGCUUUUGGACUUAAAUAAAAGUGAAGGCAUACUUUCUUGGCCAAACCAAGAGAAGGCUUUUAAAACAAGCGAUUAUUAUACGAAAAAGUUUGGUUUUCCUGGAGUGAUUGGAGUUGUAGAUGGUAAACAUAUGGCUAUUAAAGCCCCCAGGAAUGAUCAUUCAUCCUAUUAUAAUAGGAAACAAUUUUAUUCUGUCAUCCUCCAGGCUGUAUGCAACGAGAAGUUGCUAUUCACAGAUUGUUACGUAGGAGAGGCAGGAUCAGUUCACGAUGCCUGUGUCUAUCGUCGAUCCACAUUAUCUAAAAGAAUUGAUGAAGGUGUAGGAUUUCCGAUAGAUACUCACCUCCUUGGUGAUGCAGCCUACCCCUUAAACAAAUACUUAUUAACACCAUACCGAGACAAUGGCCAUUUAACUGAAAUUCAGUCAUACUUUAAUACUAAGCUUUCCAAAUGCAGAAGCUCAAUUGAAAGAACAUUUGGGUUGUUUGUUGGUCGGUUCAGACGCUUCAAACUUCUCGACAUGCAUCGAUUGGACUUAAUGGUAAUGCUCAUUAUGGCAGGAUGCAUUCUCCACAACUUUUCUAUUUUAGAAGGAGAUGAACUUAAUAUUGAAGAGGAAAGAUUAGUUGGAGUGCCAGUAGAAAUUGAAAAUGUCCAAGCAAGAAGAGAGGCACAAAAUAAGCGUAAUGAUUUGGCUAACACUCUUUUUGCAAGGCGAAUACAGCAUUAAUUUAAUAACAUAAAUGCUAAAAAUGUAUUAAUUUUUUAAAUAAUAAAUUCAUUAUUUUAUAUCACUUCUUGUGUUUAUAUGAAGUGUUUGUUGCCCGAACAAAAAUCUUUCAUGAAAGUGUUAUCCGAUCAAUCACUGUAUAACUUUUUGUAUGUAUUGAUAUAUGUGUUAUAUAACUUUCUGUAAUAUAUAUCUUUUCUGUAUAUAACUUUUUGUAUAUAUAUAUCAAAUAUUAAGUAAUU
Centruroides sculpturatus (bark scorpion) is the source of this 1151-nucleotide messenger RNA. RefSeq names its product putative nuclease HARBI1. The transcript has a single exon. NCBI's taxonomy places the organism in Eukaryota, Metazoa, Arthropoda, Arachnida, Scorpiones, Buthidae. The annotation marks the transcript as partial. The record is from RefSeq and is a predicted model, not a curated record.